Myripristis murdjan (pinecone soldierfish) is the source of this 762-nucleotide messenger RNA. Its product is annotated as microsomal glutathione S-transferase 2-like. The transcript has 6 exons. Gene Ontology annotation, molecular function: enzyme activator activity; leukotriene-C4 synthase activity; glutathione peroxidase activity. Gene Ontology annotation, cellular component: membrane; endoplasmic reticulum; nuclear envelope. Gene Ontology annotation, biological process: leukotriene biosynthetic process. The coding region runs from base 159 to 581 and encodes 140 amino acids. Lineage: Eukaryota; Metazoa; Chordata; Actinopteri; Holocentriformes; Holocentridae. The record is from RefSeq and is a predicted model, not a curated record.
GAGACGAGAGACUAGGUGGGAGAUGAAGAUGGAGAGGAGGAUGGUGAAGCAGAGGAACAAGAAUUCUUGAGGACACACACGGCAUUCCAGUUGUUACGUAAAUCCUAGUUUGAACAAACAGCAAGGAAGGAAAUAGAUCCUGUAUUUUCAGCAUUGCAAUGGCAACCGAGUCCCCUCUUCUGCUGGCUGCAGUGACCCUUCUGUCUGCCCUGCAAAUGGGCUACCUGGCCAGGCAAGUCGGAAAAUCCAGAAUCGCCCAUAAGAUCAUGCCGCCCAUCGUCACUGGACCGCCAGAGUUUGAGAGAACUUUCCGAGCACAUCAGAACUGUGUGGAGUUCUACCCUGUCUUCAUGGUGCUGCUCUGGACCUCGGGGACGUUCUUCAAUGAAGUGACAGCAGCUGGAGCAGGACUGGUGUACAUGGUCGCUCGGCAAAUGUAUUUCAAUGGAUAUGUCAAGUCUGCCAAGAAAAGGAUACCUGGUUUUUACCUCAAUUUGGCUGUCCUGUUCUUUCUAUCUCUACUGAGUUUCAUUGGGAUACUGCGUGGGAUACUUCUCAAGUACUUUGACGUCCACGUCUGAAGAUAGCCGGUUCAUCAAGCUAUGCACACACACCUACAACCAAGUACAUACAGCAUACCUGCAGAAUGGGAGGUUUUCUCAAAACACACUUGCUGUACAGCUGCAAUCACAAAUGCACAAUGACUGCUCAACUGUAAACGUGCUGUAUAUGCACUGAAUUAGAAAACCAAAAGUUUUUCAA